AUGGUGGAUAGUAAUUUGUAUGUGAAAUCGACUGUAGAUAGUCAGAUUGUAGUAGUUGUGUAUGUAGAUGACAUCAUUUUUGGUGGCCACAAGGAUGAGAUGUGUAGAGACUUUGCAGAGAAGAUGCAGGUAGAAUUUGAAAUGUCUAUGUUGGGUGAACUCUCAUUCUUAUUGGGGCUACAGAUCAGUCAGCUAAAAGAAGAAAUUUUUAUUUAUCAAUCCAAGUAUGUGAGAGAAAUGUUGAAAAGAUUCACCAUGGAAGACUGCAAACCUGUCAGUACACCCAUGAUGACUGGAUGCAAGUUGACUAAAGAUGAUGCAUCCCCAUCAGUUGAUCACACCACUUAUAGGUCAAUGAUUGGAAGUCUCUUGUACUUAACAGCUAGUAGACCUGAUAUUUUGUAG
Messenger RNA from Telopea speciosissima, 405 nucleotides. RefSeq lists its product as uncharacterized. Bases 1 to 405 code for a protein of 134 amino acids. The transcript has a single exon. The record is from RefSeq and is a predicted model, not a curated record. NCBI's taxonomy places the organism in Eukaryota, Viridiplantae, Streptophyta, Magnoliopsida, Proteales, Proteaceae.